Messenger RNA from Saccostrea echinata, 1993 nucleotides. Its product is annotated as 3-[(3aS,4S,7aS)-7a-methyl-1,5-dioxo-octahydro-1H-inden-4-yl]propanoyl:CoA ligase-like. The record is from RefSeq and is a predicted model, not a curated record. The transcript has a single exon. Gene Ontology annotation, biological process: fatty acid metabolic process. Lineage: Eukaryota; Metazoa; Mollusca; Bivalvia; Ostreida; Ostreidae. The coding region runs from base 1 to 1695 and encodes 564 amino acids. Gene Ontology annotation, molecular function: medium-chain fatty acid-CoA ligase activity.
AUGGAGAACGGGCUUAGUUAUAUACGUUCACAAAAACCUAUCAAGGCACCUUACACAACCAUACCAAAACUUGUUAAAAAAUGGGCAUCUCUAAAGCCAGAAAAUGAAGCUUGUGUUUUCUACAAUCAAAACUUGACAAGGAAAUCGAUUACAUACGGCCAGCUUUAUGAGAAUUCCAUCAAACUAGCAAAAGGACUUGUACAUAAAGGGAUUGGACGAGACGAUAUUGUGGGUGUUGGAGGAAAUAACACACCAGAAUGGCUGGUGAGUACUUUUGCAGUACAGCUGGCAGGUGCCCGUCCAAUUCACUUUCCCUUCUUAGACAAGUCAGGGAAUGGAAUAAAAGACUUGUUGAAUAGCGUUGGGGGAUGUUCAAUGUUGAUCUUUGACCCAGGACAUGAGGAUAGCCAUUGGAAAACAAUUCAGAAUCUUGCUACAGUUGAUCCAGAAACGGGCUCUGUAAAGAAAUCAGAGAUAAUCUGUCUUAAGUGGAUUGUACUAGAAAGUCCCCUGAGUGCGUCUGAAAAGUUCCUUACGAUAUCGGACCUGUUCUGCGACGAAGUAAUCACUUUACCAGAAAUAGACCCGGAAGAUACCGCGAGCAUUUUAAUAACGUCAGGCAGUACAGGACUUCCAAAGGCAGUAGAAUGCAGUCACUAUUUCUUUAUUCAAAAUGCCCAUAAGCUUGACGAUCUCAUGGACACUGCUGGAAUAUUAGAGAAGCAGGAAGUACCCAUAUACUUAAAUGAUCGGCCGUUCUUUUGGAUUGGGGGGUAUCCUUGCUGGUGCGCUGCCACAGGAGGAAUACGUGUAACUCUUUCAAGUACGCUUGCGUUUUCAUCGAUAGCUGACAUGGUUUAUUUUUCUACCAAGAUUGCAGUGAAAGAAAAGGCAAAUAUCGGAUUCUUUAUCGUUCCAUUUCUUUUGGAAAUGAUUGCCAUGGAAAAUAUUCCCUGGAAAUUUCACUCUAUUCUUACUGGUGCACAACCUAUCCCAGCACAUUGCUUGUUGGGAAUAGGAAAAAAUUUUGACGUUAUUUCAGACGUAUAUGCAGCUUCUGAACUAGGGGUCAUUGCACAAAAUACAUAUCGUUCGUCGUCUGCUUCAGUCGGAAAAUUUGCAGCUGAAGGAAUGGAAAUCAAGGUCGUAGGAUCUGAAGAAAGGAUGCUUCCCCUUGGAGAGAAUGGCGAAAUUCUAGUUCGUUCAUCUCCUUCCUUUAGAGGAUACCUUAAGAAUGAAGAACGAACCAAGGAAGCACUGAUUUCACUUGGAUGGUAUAAAACUGACGAUUUUGGUCACAUCACGAGAGAUGGUCGAUUGGAAAUACUUGGUAGGGUAUCUGACGUCAUGCUGAUUUCGGGGUUAAAGGUCUUGCCCUCUGCUAUUGAAUCGAUCAUUAAGAAACAUCCAGAUGUUAAGGAAGUUGUCGUUUUCCCCAUUAAGGAUGUUAAACACGCAGACGACAUUCCUUGUGCUGCCAUUGUUAGAAAGGACGGAGCGACGGAAACCGAAGAAGCUCUGCGCGAAUUUGUCCGCAGGGAUAUGAACACUGACGAAGAGGCUGUUUUUCUCGAAAACAUUUACGUUCCUAAAUACAUUGUUUUUCACCGCAUUGGUUUACCAAAAACACAAACUGGAAAAAUAGACAGAAGUGCAACAAGAAGGUUAUCGAUUCCUCUCAUCAACAAUGAAUAAUUAUAAAUAUUGUUGUCUCCUGUGAUGAAAAUAGGCCGACAUCUUUGAAAAAAAAAAACAAAAAAAACUAUCUGCCAUUCUUGAUAAAUCCCAAUUUAUAUUUAAAAUUCAGAUGAGUUACUUUACGUGUAGAAGCAAAGAACUUUCUCUCGUGAAAAAUAACAUACGUAUGUGUAUCACAAAAAGAAGUGUCCAUUUUUUAAUGAUCAUUAAUUUUGUAUAUCAAUAUUAAAAUAAUGAUAUUAUUACUAGUAAUAUAUAGUAUAUUUAAAAAAAAAAAAACUAGUACAUAUAUAAU